This is a messenger RNA of Medicago truncatula (barrel medic), 725 nucleotides long. Its product is annotated as receptor-like serine/threonine-protein kinase SD1-6. NCBI's taxonomy places the organism in Eukaryota, Viridiplantae, Streptophyta, Magnoliopsida, Fabales, Fabaceae. Bases 1 to 543 code for a protein of 180 amino acids. Gene Ontology annotation, biological process: protein phosphorylation. The transcript has 3 exons. Gene Ontology annotation, molecular function: protein serine/threonine kinase activity; ATP binding. The record is from RefSeq and is a predicted model, not a curated record. Gene Ontology annotation, cellular component: plasma membrane.
AUGAAUCCCAAAAUCUCAGAUUUUGGUAUGGCUAGAAUAUUUGGAGAAGAUGAAAUUCAAGCAAGAACAAAAAGAGUGGUCGGAACAUAUGAAUAUAUGUCACCAGAAUAUGCAAUGGAAGGACGAUAUUCAACAAAAUCUGAUGUCUUCAGUUAUGGUGUCAUACUACUAGAGAUUAUUGCUGGCCAAAGAAACACAUAUUGUGAAACAGGAAGAGAAUCACCAAAUUUAAUUGGACAUGCGUGGACACUGUGGACAGAAGGAAGGGCCUUGGAUAUGGUUGAUCAAGCACUAAACCAUUCUUAUCCUUUUGCUAUAGUUCUGAGAUGCAUUCAAAUUGGACUCUUGUGUGUGCAAGAAAAUGCAAUUAUUAGACCGUCAGUGUUAGAAGUUGUUUUCAUGCUAGCCAAUGAAACACCUCUUCGCGAACCAAAAAAACCAGCAUUUUUAUUCAAUGGCAGCGAUGACUUACAUGAGUCAUUAACUUCAGGAGAAGGAUCUUCAAUAAAUGAAUUAACCGAGACUACUAUUAGUGCUCGCUGAAAGCUACCUUAAUUGAAUAUGUAAUUUUUUGGUUCAUACUUUUCUAUCAGAAUUAAGUUUAUAGACGUUUCAAUAGGUUCUUAAGAAACAAGUAUGUGUAGUCACUUUGCGGUAAUGUAAAAUGAAUAAUUUAAGCAUGUGUCCGUUUCAAUAAGCUUAUCAGUUGGAAUUGGUCUUUGACA